GCCCUCCGGAGCAGAGCAGGCAGCUGUAUGAGCCGCUCAGCUUUCAGUGAGUUCAGAAAACUGUUUGCAUACCAAUCUUCCCCCAAACACUGCGUGCGGGUCUAAAUUGGGAUCGCCGAUCUCGUAGUGGUGGAUCUUUUUUCACAGUUGGACGCCGUUGGGCACGUUUCACUCCAGUGGACAUCCCAGCUGAUUCCGCCUUUCCUUUUUUUUCUUUUCUUUUCUUUUUGGUUUUGUUUCACCUGAAUACGUAGGUUGCAAUCAGUAGUAGCAGCUCUCAGAAAUAGGCUGUGAGUAGCAGCGAAAGCAGCGUGUCACAGCCAGAGGUUUCGGCACUGAGCCCAUGAAAACAGGAGAGGAGAGAAAAGCGAGAGAAGUCAUCAGCUUCACCUGAACGAAGACGAGGAACAAGCAGAUACACAUGGGGCAGGGAGAGGCUUCAGCACGGGGGACAACCAUGGAGGGGGACUGUCUCAGCUGCAUCAAGUACCUCAUGUUUGUCUUCAAUUUCCUCAUCUUUCUGGGGGGCUCUUUCCUCCUUGGAGUGGGAGUGUGGGUACUGGUGGACCCCACAGGGUUCAGGGAAAUCGUAGCAACCAACCCCCUGCUAUUCACCGGUGUCUACAUCAUCCUUGGUAUGGGAGGCAUGCUCUUUCUCCUCGGCUUCCUGGGCUGCUGUGGAGCCAUCCGUGAAAACAAGUGUCUGCUCCUCUUUUUCUUCAUGCUCAUCCUCCUGAUCUUCUUAGCAGAGCUGGCUGCUGCCAUCCUAGCCUUCAUAUUCCGGGAGCAUCUGACCAGAGAGUACUUCACCAAAGAGCUGAAGAAACAUUAUCAGGGCUACAAUAACAGCGACGUCUUCACCUCCACAUGGAACGCCAUCAUGACUACAUUUGACUGCUGUGGGGUGAACAGCCCAGAGGAUUUUAAGGAAAGCAUGUUCAGGAUGAUGAACCAAAAUCAUGUGGUGCCAGAAGCCUGCUGCCAGCGUACCGCUCAGACUGCCGAGUCAGCCUAUACCAGCCAGGAGCAGUGCUUAUCGGGCAAUAUGAUGUUCCGUAAUAAUAAGGGUUGUUACUCUGCAGUAGUUGACUACUUUGAAUUGUACAUCUAUGUGGCUGGAGCCCUGGCCAUAGUGGUGCUAACCAUUGAGCUUUUUGCCAUGGUUUUUGCAAUGUGUCUCUUCAGGGGAAUCCAGUAGAGCUGCUCCAUCCACGAACUUCUUUUUUUUUCUCU
Molecule: messenger RNA, 1233 nt
Organism: Haplochromis burtoni (Burton's mouthbrooder)
Lineage: Eukaryota; Metazoa; Chordata; Actinopteri; Cichliformes; Cichlidae
Gene: tspan18b
Product: tetraspanin 18b
Exons: 9
Coding region: 422-1198 (258 amino acids)
Cellular component (GO): membrane
Source: RefSeq, a predicted model, not a curated record